Hippocampus comes (tiger tail seahorse) is the source of this 1954-nucleotide messenger RNA. Its product is annotated as kidney mitochondrial carrier protein 1-like. The transcript is spliced from 9 exons. NCBI's taxonomy places the organism in Eukaryota, Metazoa, Chordata, Actinopteri, Syngnathiformes, Syngnathidae. Gene Ontology annotation, biological process: transmembrane transport. The record is from RefSeq and is a predicted model, not a curated record. The coding region runs from base 149 to 1009 and encodes 286 amino acids.
AUAUCUCGUUCCUUGAGCACACGAGCAGGCGGCUCCGACGCUGGGGAAGGGGCGCAGCACGCUAUAGAAUACAGCAAAUAUUCAAAGCCGUCCAUUUGCCUUGCAGCUUCACAUUUCUCGGCGAAGGUUUAACCGACAGUUCGAAAAGAUGUCCAGCGUCAAUUGGAAGCCUUUUGUUUAUGGAGGACUCGCUUCCGUGACGGCGGAAUGUGGCACAUUCCCUAUCGAUCUAGCCAAGACGCGCCUUCAGGUACAGGGUCAAGUGGGCGACAGUAAAUACAGAGAGAUCCGGUACCGAGGGAUGUUGCACGCUAUUGCCAGGAUAGCACGAGAGGAGGGGGUCCGGGCACUGUAUUCGGGAAUAGCUCCCGCCAUGCUGCGCCAGGCAUCCUAUGGGACCAUUAAAAUCGGCACAUACCAGAGCUUCAAGAGAUUACUGGUAGAAAGGCCGGAGGAUGAGACAAUGCUGACUAAUGUGCUGUGCGGCAUUCUUGCUGGAGUCAUCUCUUCCUCCAUCGCCAACCCCACUGAUGUGCUGAAGAUCCGCAUGCAAGCCCAAGGAAGGGUGAUCCAAGGAAGUAUGAUGGGAAACUUCAUCAACAUCUAUCAGCAGGAAGGGACCAGGGGACUUUGGAAGGGUGUCUCUCUCACUGCUCAGCGGGCAGCCAUUGUGGUCGGAGUGGAGCUGCCUGUCUACGACAUCACCAAGAAGCAUCUGAUCCGGUCUGGUCACAUGGCCGACAACGUGUACACGCAUUUCUUGUCCAGUUUCGUAUGUGGCCUGGCUGGGGCGUUGGCCUCCAACCCGGUGGACGUAGUCCGGACGCGGAUGAUGAAUCAGAAAGGAAGAGCUUUGUACCGGGGAACACUCGACUGUAUACUGCAGACGUGGCGCUCGGAGGGUUUCAUGGCGCUCUACAAGGGCUUCUUCCCCAACUGGCUGCGUCUGGGCCCGUGGAACAUCAUCUUCUUCCUCACGUACGAGCAGCUCAAGAAGAUCAAUAUCUGAGCGGCGGAACCGGAGUGAUGAUGAGCACUACUUGAGAGACGAGAGGGUCUCGCCAGUCGGGAUUGGGACGGAUCCCUGAUAGGACCGCUGGUGGGGUGAACAGGGAUGGAUGGAGACCCUUGUUUGCGGUGAGAAAGCGUUACUUGUGUGGGUGUGCGUUCGUGUGGGCUCUGGGUUUCAGACCUGCUGCCGUGGAGACGGCUGGACCUUUUGCACGUACUUGAAUCCGAUAUUUUAGCUCAUCCAAAUGCUUCGUCAAGCCAAACGUUUCUUUUGACUCGGCUGAGAGAUUCAUGGACACCCCCCUCCUCCCCUCGCCCCCAAAGAUGCCACGGUGGCCUCUGUGUUCAUUCGUAUUUGUACGAGGCUUGUUUUACGGGCCUCUCCAAUUCAAAGUGGUCUCUAAAUUGAGUGCCUUCGAUUUUGCCAAUAGGGAGAAUGUUGCACAAGUUAGAAAGCAGCUGACAAUCACUGCAAUCAUUCCUUUCUUCAAUAGAGAGUAUGUUGCAGUUUGUCAACAGACUUCACAAUAGGUCUUACCUCCUUUUUUUUUUUUUUUAAAUAAUUCUGAAACGAGUCAAAGCCAAGAAGACGUUGGUAUGUAUUGUAAAAAGUUAUUUAAAAGCAACCUGAAGCUGUAAAGGUCAUUUCUGUGAACACAAAUGUGAACGAGCUGACGAUGAGGCAGCUACGAGGACCUUGUAUAUUUUCAUUUUAUAUUCAGGCUUGGAUUUUGUCAUUGGUUUCCAGCUUAUUUGCACUACUACUGCUGCACGUGAUGCCUGUUAUUGUCAAGUCAAACUUUAUGCACGAUGCUUCCAUUUGAGUGGGUGAUUUGUAUUUUUCUGGCUUUUUUGUCCGGGUCGCCAAAUUACAGGCAGAUGUACCUUUUUAAUAUUGCUCUAUGUGUGAAAUAAAAUGAGGGGCGUGAGGGAAGGGGAAAAG